Trichomonas vaginalis G3 is the source of this 1410-nucleotide messenger RNA. RefSeq lists its product as uncharacterized. The coding region runs from base 1 to 1410 and encodes 469 amino acids. The transcript has a single exon. Lineage: Eukaryota; Parabasalia; Trichomonadida; Trichomonadidae. The record is from RefSeq and is a predicted model, not a curated record.
AUGAAAACUUCGAAAUCAUUAGCAUCUGGAGUUCAACUGAAAACAAUGGCAGGCAAGAAGAUACAAGAAGCACAUAUGAGUAUGCAUUCUAAAUCGCAUACGCUCAGAACUCAAGCAAAAAAGUUAGAAACUGAACAAAAGCAACUCACAGACGAGCGUCUUAAAAUUGAUAUCAAAUUAGAUAAAGUUAAGCAACAGCUCAAACAAAUCAACGAUCAGGAUAAGCAAACAUCAAUUCAAGUUCAAUCUACAGCUUCUUUGUCCACACAACAGCAAAUCAUUGAAAAAGAAAAAUAUUUCAACGAAUUUCUUAAAUCUAUACUUAAUGAUUUGUCUAAUCCUCCUUCUACUUCAGAGCCCUCAGAGUUUGAUGAUCUUGAUGAAGAAGAACUUAAUGCGCAGCUGGCUGUUCUCGAUCUAGAAAGCACGCGCAUUGUCCGUAGUGAGAGUACUCUUCAAAAGAACGAACAUAAUGAUAGAAUGUCUAGUUUAGUAAAAGAUAUGGAAACAGAAACUAUCAAACACGAGACAGAAGCAUUAGAACUUGAGAGUAAAGCCUCAUCUCACAUAUGUCAACAAUACGAAAGCGAAGCUACAGAGAAAAUUUUAGAUGAACGUUUAGUUGAGUCCCACAACCGGGCCAAACGUGCUAUCGAUGCACUUUCAGACAUAGACAUGCGUAAGAAGUCAGCCAUUUUCAGACUAGAGCAAGCGAAAGCCCGUCGCGAGCAAGCCGAAAAUACUUCCGUAAAUAUUACCGAACGAGAGGAUGCAUUAGCAGCGAGAGAAGCCGACGCAGACCGUACAAUACGAGAAAUGAAGAUUCCUACCCAAGAAGAGGUUGAAACCGCGAAAUUCCUUGCACAAAGCAAAACCAUGAAAUUUAAGCAACUUCCUAUCUCUCCAGACCCCGUCGACCUUGUUAUCAAGCAGUACGAGAUUGUUCUCAACGGCGGUGAGCAUGAAUCCAUCAGUUCAAAGUUGUCAAACCAACAUUGGAGACUUUUCAAAUUUGAAGAACACGAAAAGUGGAACAAACACUGGGAAGUUGAGAACAAGUUCAUGAACGAGAAGAUGAAAGAGUUCGAGAACCUCCCUAAGAAGGAAACACUCCAAAGAAGACUUGAUGAUUUGAAGAAAUCGAUCGAUGAAACUAAAAUCAACAUUUCGAAGGCAAUCAAUGAAUACGAAAUCCUUGAAAAACCUGAUUUCACAUUCGACCAAAACAUGUUGAAGACAAAGACACAUUACGAAUUGGUUGAUUACCAAAAAGAAAUAAAUAACAUUAAUUCUGAAUUACAACAAUUAUCACAGCGAAAGGCAGUUGCUGAGUAUGAAGUAGAGAGACUGCGAUCACUGCAACAAGCUCUACAACUCAAUAAUGAAUACCAGGAAUCAAAACAGGAUUAA